UUGUGUGGAGGAUCAUCAGACUCAUGGUUUAGAGCGACGGAUCGCAGGCCAGUGUUCAGGAGGAGGACAGAAAAUACUACACAACCCUGUUUGUUGACUAGGCAAGUGGGCACUGGAACCAUGGAAAACGGCAAGUCAGAUGAACAAGACCAGGAAAUGGAGGAGGCCAACCUGGAGAUUGCUCAGCUGCAGGCCUUGGUGGUGGAGCUGCGUACGGGGCUGCAGGGAGUGUUACAGGACGUGUCUGUGCUGCAGCAGAGGGGCAGAGGUCUGGAGGAGAGGGCUCAGGGCCAGCAGAGCGAAGUGGAUGACAGGAUCAUGGGAAUCAGGAACUCUCUCAACACAUUUAAGGAGGACCUGAGCGGUGCUUUAUCCCAGAUCAAAGAGGUUACCAGCAGACAGAAAGAGCUACAGAAAGGCCUGGAGCUCCUCCAAUCAGAGACCGGCAGAGAGAUCCUGUCCGUUCAACAGAGGAAAAGCUCCAAAGGGGACUGCAUUGGGGAGGGCCAUGGGUGUCUCUCCAACCAGACAGAGCUCAAUGUCAUCCAGCAUUACUUUGCCAGCCUGCCCAGCUGCUCUCCACAGAUGAGCACAGCCUCCACACAGACCUCUAACUCAGAGCAGGACGCAGCCAGUGGCCAGCCCCAGAGAGCUCAGUCUCAGUCUCCAGUGUGGAGAGAAAGGAAAGAGAGCCGAGACGAUACGGAUGCACAGAGCGUCCCAGAGAACGGUAAGAGGCAGGUUGCUGCCCUGGAGCUGUUGGAGUCAGAAAGGGUCUAUGUGUCAUACCUGUCUCUACUGCUGAAAGCCAACAUCACCUUCAACAGCUCAGAGGCCCUCCACACCAAAGACAAACGGCCGUUCCCCAGUUCUCUACGCUUCCUCAUCCAGCAACACCUGGAGCUUCUCCACACCCUGCAGGAGAGGGUCCUCAAGUGCCAGUGGCAGGGCAUCAUGGGAGAUGUAUUCAUGAGGCUCACCAGCAAAGAGAGUGAUUUCCUGGAUUUCUACGUGUCGUAUCUUAAGGAGCUGCCUGAAUGUCUGUCUGUGGUCAGCAUGUUGACCACCACCUCACUAAAAGCUGCCGGCCUGUUUGAGGGUGACAUCAUGGGGGACGAGACACACCCCUCUCUCCACACUCUGCUCCUCCAGCCAGUACAGAGGAUCCCUGAGUACCUUCUGCUGCUGCAGACCCUGUUGAAGCAGACGGAUGCAGAGCACCCUGACUACUACCUGCUGCUGCUGUGCAUCCAGCAGUUCAGUGCCUUCACUGCCCAGUACGCCCACCUACUGCAGCACAACCAAGAGCUGCUCCUGCACAACCGCAAGGAGCUCAAGAGGUCAGCAUCUGAUCCAGGCUCAGAUUUGGUGUUUUGGUCAACUAUGAAGCAGUUCUUCAAAAACGUGGACUGUGGUAACGUUAUGCAAGCCAAUGAGAUGGGUUCUCCUUACCCCAGCAGCAAUGCAAUACUCCUCCCCCUCUCCCCUCACAGAGAGCAUGCCAACCAGGUGAAACGCAGCAAGCAGAGGCUCCUGGAGCAGAUCCAGUCUAGACGCUUUCAGGACUGGGAGAGCGAGGCCCACCACUCUGACUCUGCCAUCCCGUUUUUCUCCCCUGACACCGACCCUCGCCUCAAACCCCCAUGCCUGCAGAGCAUUCCUGAGAUCGGGUCAUCAGAGCGGCUGCCCGGCAAACGGCUGCCCCCAGGCUCAGCCAUGGCCGAUGCCCUGGGGGAGUUCCUUCUCCCUGGGGAUGCCCCGGGCUUGGAGGGGCUGUAUGAGGACACAAACUCAUCUCUUCACAACAUGUCCAUGUUUGACCAAUGCUCCAGUGCUUCCUCUGACUCUAGCAUCGACAUUGCCUUUGUGCGCUACCCCAAGAGCCACCAGGCCAUCCGUGAGGUCUACAACAGGGGCAGCCGGGAGAGUGGGUACAAGCAGCUGCCUGGUCGGGGGUGCGUGUCUCCAGAUGAGGCCGGAAUGAUGCGAGUUCACCACCACCGCCCCCUGCAGGCCGAUCAGCGUAAGAGCAAGUCCCUGAACGGGUUGCAGCUGGACAGCACUGUGAGUGGGGAUAGUGGCCCCGGACAUCUCUCUGGCCACCUAAGGGGCCACGGGGCCCACCAACACACCAAGCUGGAGAGGCAGUCCAGUAAUAAAUAUCACCCACGCAGCAGCAAGAGCCAGAGCAGCAACAACAGCCCCAUCAGCCCCCCGCAGCAAAAGGCAGAGCCAGAGAGACAGAUAGGAGUCACUGAAGAGGAGCUACAUAACCACCACAACAAGGACUCUGGGAGCCUACCCUGGGGGGAGGAGCCAAGAUGGAAGGCUGAGGGGAAUAACCACACCCCCUUCAGUGAGAGGAGCCGGAAACAGGAGAAGGGAGGUUUCAGGAGCUCCUUCAAGAAGCUCUUCAAGAAAAAGUCGGGUGGAGGAGAGAAAGACAAGGACAAAGAGAAGCCAGAAAGCCAGAACUCCAGUGAGGCAGGCAAUACCCCAGGAGUCGCCCACCUAGGAAUCGACCGUGGGACUGCUGUGUGAAGUGUGACUAGAACCGCACUACAAAUUAAGUGGUCUGAGAAAGGCUUCAAAUAGGUGCCUUGAUAACGCACACACACUUCUAAGCUAAAUGACAGGCUAUAUAGACACACAUACACUGCAAUGCAAUAUGAAACAUGCUGGAAAAGCAGAUCAGACUGACAUACUUCUUUCCUAUAUAGCUACUGUAAAAAUACUGUAUAGGUUAUAUACGGUUAUAUACAAUACUGUAAAAGUAUUUGUUUUUGAAUUAGUACUAGUUUUUCCAUUUUAGAGGUCUCCUCAAUAUCCAUGGAGAUAAUAUAUUUUGUAUAAUACUGUAUACUCAUGAACUGCAAUAAUGUAGGUAAAGAUCUAUAAUUUGCCAUCAAGAUGAUUGGAAUAAAUAUCUCCCCCUCAAACCAAAAUAAAAUGUUGAUUUUUAAUGUGAAGUUAUUUUUUAUAUUUUUUAUAAAUGAAAUUGUGACAAGACAAUUAAACAACAUAAGAAAAGUCCACGUUGUAAUCAAUAGUCGCUAUACCACAUGUUAACCAACCAAUAACGUAUUUCUGAAAAACUCACAAAUCAUAUUGCCUGCUUAGCAAUUACUUCCCUUUGAAAAAUAUAGGUACUUAUCUACAAUGCUUGCAAACCAUAAAAUGUGAAACAGAUUCAACAUUUCCAUCAUAUUUCUGUACGACAGACAACAAACAGCCUUCAGUUCCUUCUUUUAAUGUGUUAACCAGUUUCAGAAAUCUGUUACACAUUUGAAACAAAAUAUAGGCAAUUAUACAGUAUGUAAAACCAACCGAUUUUAUUUUACAGUAUAUACAUGUAAUAAUGUGCAUUGCAAUAUGAAAAUGAUAAUGCAGCAUAAAGGAAGUUAGUUUGUCCAUAAUCAUUACACAUGUUUACUGUGUAAAUUUAAACCAACAUGAAUUUUGUAGUGUUUGAACUUGUUUCCUUCUACACAACUCGUUUCCUUUUGUUCUAACACGAGGUAGAGACACCCAACAAAUUUUGGCCAUAAAUUGAGAACACAUUUUGGCAUGACAUAAAAACAUGUAACAUUCCUAUUUUUCAAACAUCUUCACUGAGCCCUACAGUAAGGAAUGUUUAGUUCUGGCCAUUUGACUAUAGUGUAUAUGAUCGAUAUUGACAUUGAGAAUUACAACAUGAUGAAACCCUGGUGAUUAAAACAACAGCAUCACUGGAGCCUGUUUUGGUAUUUCACCUUUGACAUUUCACCCUCCACGAUCUCAAAGUAUUUCAAAACAAGUUCAGUGAGUGUUCUAAAAUAACUUGACUUAUCUAAUGUAACCCCCGUGUCACAGCUUGUGAGAACAUAUGCAUGUUUAAGUUUACACACACACAUACAGUUACAUACAACGUCACAUUUCUUUUUUUAAAUAUCUUUUUGUGCAGAUUUUAACACCAGUGAUUCCACAGUAUUAAAAAAGCAUACAACUAAGCUUAGAAGUAAGCCUGCAAUUAAAACCGUUUGAAAUGAAUGUUCACCUCAUAGAGUUACAAGUGGAAGCUAAGAAUGAAACUGUAGAUCUCCCAUUAGACAUUUCUCAAAGCAAACCAGAAAGGAAGUUCCCACAUUUGGGCUGACGAUGCGUGCAGAAUGACAUUACCAGUAUAGUGGUACUUCCUUGUUGCUCAGACUUAGCCAAACCUCAGAGAGGGGGCUUCAAAUCCUGUCCCUGAUCACAUGAUCAAAAAACAGGAAGUCCUUUUUAGUGCUCAAACUGUCCCGCCCCCCCGCACCACCCCGUAAAAUCUUUAUAACUGUACAGAAUACCUAUGCACACGUAUCUACAUGACCAGUCUUUAGUGUACAACCCCAGAGUAGCCAGGGUACCUUUCUGCAAAAAAAUACUACAUUUAUAUUUACAACAAUUAAAUACAGGUCAAUUAAGCACUUGUGUGGUGUGAGCUGAGAUGCUAGCAGUGGUUGAAAUCAUAUAGAAGUCAUCCAGGUGUUUGUUACCUGCCACAAUAAAUAAAGGUGUUAAAGGAAGUAAAAGGCCAUUUGGAAGCGGACGCUUGAAGGAUCUGUCUUCUGUGAAGCUAAAGCAGUAGUGUCUAUAGUCUGUCUAUAGUGUG
Oncorhynchus gorbuscha (pink salmon) is the source of this 4630-nucleotide messenger RNA. It is a transcript of the gene arhgef33, whose product is annotated as Rho guanine nucleotide exchange factor (GEF) 33. Bases 121 to 2541 code for a protein of 806 amino acids. Gene Ontology annotation, molecular function: guanyl-nucleotide exchange factor activity. The transcript has 15 exons. The record is from RefSeq and is a predicted model, not a curated record. Lineage: Eukaryota; Metazoa; Chordata; Actinopteri; Salmoniformes; Salmonidae.